GUGGGGCAGUCACUGCUGUUGUGUGUGGAGAUCUCUCAGAGCGGCAGCCCCUGAUCAUGUGACUCCUCCUCCUCCUCCAUGUGACUGAUCACAUGACGGUGACAUCAUCGCAGGUCCUGUAAGCACACGGCUCCUCUACAGAUACAGGUUUCUCCAAUCCAGGAUCCUCUGCUGAUAUCUUCUAUAUAAGAGAAUUCUCCUGGAUGACCCAUCAACCAUGGAGAGAGACAGGAACAAGAUGGCCGACAGGAUCAUAAACCUCACCCUACAGAUACUCUUCCGGCUUACUGGAGAGGAUUACACAGUAGUGAAGAAGUCCUCUAGUGGGCGCUGUCGGGCCCCUGUGUGUGAAGGAUGGGGAAGAACCCUGAGCCCAAUCCCGGGGCCCCCACCUCACUCCCUGAUACAUGAGGAAAUGGAUGAACAGAAGAUCCUAGAACUCAUCAACAAGAUGAUGGAGCUGCUGACUGGAGAGGUUCCUAUAAGGUGUCAGGACGUGGCGGUCUAUUUCUCCAUAGAGAAGUGGGAGUAUGUAGAAGGACACAAGGAUCAGUACAAGGAUCAGGUCAUGAUGGAGGAUCAGCAGCCCCUCACAUCACCAGUCAGAUCCAGUAAGAGAACAGCACCAGAGAGGUGUCCCCGUCCUCUUCUUCCACAGGAUGAUCAGGGAGAUGAUCCGAACAAUAUUAAUGCUCCAGAGACAGAUGUGAGCGGUGAUGAGCAGUAUAAGGAGGACAUUCCUACAGAAAAAGAUCUGAUCUAUAUUAAUGCUACAGACAUAAAGGAAGAAGAUGAGACAGAUGUGAGCGGUAACGAGCAGUAUAAGGAGGAUAUUCCGACAGGGAAAGAGCUGAUCUAUAUUAAAGCUACAGACACAAAGGAAGAAGAAGAAGAGACAGAUGUGAGCGGUGAUGAGCAUUAUAAGGAGGACAUUCCUACAGGGAAAGAUCUGAUCUAUAUUAAUGCUACAGAGAUAAAGGAAGAAGAGACAGAUGUGAGCGGUGUUGAGCAGUAUAAGGAGUACUUUCCUUCAGGUAACCACCCAGAUUCUUGUACCAGGAGAUCAGAGGAGAAUCUUAUAUCUUCAGAUUAUAAAGCAGAUGAUGAUAUCACACAAGAUACAUAUGAAGAACAUUCCAUUAUCCCAGAUACACCCUCAGCCCUUCACAGCCAAGAUCUGUCAUCUCAUCCUUAUAUACAGGUCCUGUCUUCUCAGUCAUCACAGGAUGUUCAGCAAAAUAAAGGUCACAGAAGGGGUGUUGGACAUCAACGAGCUCAUACAGGAAAGAAACCAUAUUCAUGCUCAGAAUGUGGGAAAUGUUUAAUUAAGAAGUCAAGUCUUGUUGAACAUCAGAAAAUUCACACAGGAGAGAAACCAUUUUUAUGUCCAAAAUGUGGUAAAUGUUUUAUUCAGGAAUCAGCUCUUGUUCAACAUCAAAGAACUCACACAGGGGAGAAGCCAUUUUCAUGUUCAGAAUGUGGGAAAUGUUUUACUAAGAAAUCAAAUAUUGUUAAACAUCAAAGAACUCACACAGGGGAGAAGCCAUUUUCAUGCUCAGAAUGUGGGAAAUGUUUUACUUGCAAAUCAAAUCUUCUUAAACAUCAGAGAAUUCACACAGGAGAGAAGCCAUUUUCAUGCUCAGAAUGUGGAAAAUGUUUUACUGAAAAAUCACGUCUUGUUCAACAUCAAAGAACUCACACAGGGGAGAAGCCAUUUUCAUGUUCAGAAUGUGGAAAAUGUUUUACUGAAAAAUCACAUCUUGUUCAAGAUCAAAGAACUCACACAGGGGAGAAGCCAUUUUCAUGUUCAGAAUGUGGGAAAUGUUUUACUGAAAAAUCAUGUCUUUUUAAACAUCAAAGAACUCACACAGGGGAGAAGCCAAUUCAGAGCAAUAAAUGAUGCAGAUAACACAUCUAUAUAUUCACCAUGUACAUAGGAUAUCUGACAUUUAUACAUAUAUCAUAUACUGCAUCUCCAAACUUGUUCCCAAUUGAUAAUAAAAGUUUUCUUUUAGAACGUAGUCACCGAUCCAGCGAUGUCAUCACUAUAGUUUACAUGGUAGGAGAAGAGUGUGGUAUAUGGUUGUGAUAUUCACUGCUCCUCAUGGAGAAGACCCAACAGGCAUAAUCCAUGGGGAGCUGCUACUGGAGACCCAAACACCUCACAGAGAAGGGACUUAUUCCAGUGAUGAAGAAUUCCAGGACGGUCCGGGCUUCACCUGCUGAGACCCUUUUAGAAAGGUUGUGUUAUCCCCGAUCCUAGCUGAUCAUGUGGUGUCCGAUCACUGGACACCUCACUCUGUGCUCGGCUGUUUCUGCAGCUCCCAUAGUGAAUGUACCUCCUCCCUACCU
Messenger RNA from Hyla sarda, 2352 nucleotides. Its product is annotated as oocyte zinc finger protein XlCOF8.4-like. Gene Ontology annotation, biological process: regulation of transcription by RNA polymerase II. The transcript has 7 exons. Lineage: Eukaryota; Metazoa; Chordata; Amphibia; Anura; Hylidae. Gene Ontology annotation, molecular function: RNA polymerase II cis-regulatory region sequence-specific DNA binding; DNA-binding transcription factor activity, RNA polymerase II-specific. The record is from RefSeq and is a predicted model, not a curated record. The coding region runs from base 218 to 1900 and encodes 560 amino acids.